Sorex araneus (European shrew) is the source of this 8021-nucleotide messenger RNA. It is a transcript of the gene SVIL, whose product is annotated as supervillin. The transcript is spliced from 40 exons. Gene Ontology annotation, cellular component: cytoplasm; actin cytoskeleton. Lineage: Eukaryota; Metazoa; Chordata; Mammalia; Eulipotyphla; Soricidae. Gene Ontology annotation, molecular function: actin filament binding; phosphatidylinositol-4,5-bisphosphate binding. Gene Ontology annotation, biological process: cytoskeleton organization; barbed-end actin filament capping; actin filament severing. The coding region runs from base 551 to 7111 and encodes 2186 amino acids. The record is from RefSeq and is a predicted model, not a curated record.
GUGGGGGCCGGAGCCGACUCCCCCGGAUCUCACCGCCGAGGGUCCAGCCAGCAGGGGGUCUGUGCCGUCGCGCCGGGUGUGCGCCCCCCCCGGGGGCCGGGAGCCACCGCGUCCCGGGCAGGUGUGCCGGGACAGCGGGCGCGGCUGGGACUCGGCAGGACGCGCCCGGGAGGUUCGAUCUACACUUCUUCUGUUUCCUAAAACAAGAGAAGAAAAUUGCAAAAGGAUGGUGACGACUUUUUGAGUUUCAUGCCACAGAGAGAAGGUUUGAGUCCAUGGUCUUGAAGAGUCGGCGAGCUCAAAUAUGAAAAUUCUGAAAUAUUUCCAUAUCUGAAGCGAUGAUUUAGUAUCACAUUAUGAUUUCAACAAGAAAUACUUAAGCCUCACUGGACUCCCAAAUCUAAGGAGAGUUUCAAGAUUUCAGAAAAGGUUCUUGCCUGAAGAUAAAAAAGAAGUUGCUAACCACAUAAAAGUUGUACCUUCAACUUCAUUUCCUAACGUUUCAGAAUUAAGAAAGUUCUUUGAACCAAAGACAAAAGAAUAUCCAGCCAUGAAAAGAAAAGAGAGAAUUGCCAGGAGGCUGGAAGGAAUUGAAAGUGACGCACAGCCCAUCCUCCUGCAGAGCUGCACGGGGCUGGUGACUCACCGCCUGCUAGAGGAAGACAAGCCCCGGUAUAUGCGUGCCUCCGACCCAGCCAGCCCGCACAUUGGCCGAGCCAAUGAAGAAGAGAACACGUCUGAAUCUUCCACAGAGCAGCAGACUCGCUCCCAGCCCUGUGCAGAGACCCCGGGCGUCCAGGGGGACUCCUACAGUUCGGGUCCCAUGGACCCCCAAGGGCUGGAGUCCAAAGCGGAAAGGAUCGCGAGGUACAAAGCCGAGAGGAGACGGCAGCUGGCGGAGAAAUACGGGAUUUCUCUGGAUUCCGAAGUGGACUCCGACACUCCCUACCGCUACAGCAAGGCCAGGAAGGACCCCGAUGCCACCGACAAGAGGGCAGGCCGAGGAGACAAAUGGGAUGAGUCUGGCAAGGAGUCCAGCCCUGCCUACCCCAGGACGGAGAUCGUGGGCUUCAGGACCUAUGUGCCUGAGUCCAAGGACUACCGUGUUUCCGACGCAGAGAUGCUGCUCAACGUGGAAAACCAGAGGCGGGAUGGACAGCUGAGCGCCGCUGCCGGGGAGACGUCCGCGGGCUUCCUGCUGUCCGCGGGAGACAGCGGCCUCGGAGAAGCGCCCAGGUCGCUGAAGCCCAUGGCCAGUGUGACCCUGGCCUCCCUGAGCCAUGGCACUGGGGACCGGGACCCGCCCUUCCCUGCCCAGGGUCGAUCCAGUACAGGGAAACCCAAACAUGAGUGGUUUCUCCAGAAAGACUCAGAAGGAGACACACCAUCACUUAUCAACUGGCCUUCCAGAGUUAAAGUUAGAGAGAGAUUGGUGAAAGAGGAGAGUGCACGCAGCAGCCCUGAACUUGCCCCCGAGUCCUUGACUCAGAGGAGACUACAGCCUGCCCCCCUGCAUUGCCUGUCCUUUCAGUCUGAAAACUCGGCCUUUGAUAGGGUGGUGAGCAAGGCUGCUGCCGGCGCCCCCCGGCAACCUCUACGGGGCUACGUGCAACCCCCAGAGCCCACCCAUCCGGCCAAGCUGGUGUCUUCGGAAGCCCCAGAGAACCGCUCUGAGCAGAGUUGGCUGGGCUCAGCCCCCGCCAACACCCUCCAGCCUCCUCCCACCAUGAAGGUUCUAGAAGGCGAAAGGAGAGAGAGCCCCGAUCUCCACAUCUGUGAACCCCAAGCGGACGAAGAUGCGCUCUUUGCCGAGGUGCUUGAGAAAAGCCGGAAAACGCUGUUGGCUCUGGAGAAUCGUCGGCUCUCACGAAGCCACCAAGAGCACACUGCAAACGAGGGCCUGGGUCAGCCGGCUGUCAGUACCGUCACCUUGGAAUCAUGGAACAACCCGGACAGUCGGUUGGUGCCCCCUCCAGCCGACCGCCAGCCCCCAGAAAGAAUGGGCAGGAGCGAAGUGGUCUUGUAUGUUCAGAACGAGCCCGUGUCCCAGGAGAUUGAUGUGAUCGGUCCGGCGAAGGAGGCAUCCUCGAAAAAGCACAAGGUUCGCAUCCGCUCCCUGUCUGAUUACACGGGCCCCUCUCAGCUCCAGGCCCUGAGGGCGAGAGACCCAGCUUCCAGAAGACAGAGUGCCCAAGCCGGGGAGCCCCCAGUGGAAGUUGGCAUGCUGGACACCAGGGUGUCAGUCGCCCAGCUUCGAAAUGCCUUUUUGGAGUCGGCCAGUGCCAGCAAGAAAUCGGAACUCCAACCCCGGGUUGAAAGGUCAACCGAAGGCAGUGGCUGGCCUGCCAGUGUGGAACGGGAGAGAGGCUCCCGGAAACCCAGACGUUAUUUUUCUCCUGGUGAAAGUAGAAAGACUUCAGAGAGAUUUAGAACUCAACCUAUAACCUCAGCAGAACGACAGGCAUCAGAUAGGUCUACUUCAAACCCAGAAAUACCAACUGCUGAUGAUGAAGAAAAGGUAGAUGAGAGAGCCAAGCUGAGUGUGGCUGCCAAGAGGCUGCUUUUCAGGGAAAUGGAAAAAUCGUUGGAUGAGAAAAACGUUCCCAAGCGUCGCUCCCGCAAUGCAGCAGUGGAGCAAAGGCUGCGGCGUCUGCAAGACAGAUCCCACACCCAGCCUGUCACCACGGAAGAGGUCGUCAUCGCUGCCACUGAACCUAUCCCUGCUUCGUGCUCUGUGGCCACCCACCCUGUUAUGGCAAGACUUCCCUGUCCCACUGUAGCUCAGAGCCCUGUGCAACCUGCCAGCUUACAGGCAUCUGCUCAUCAGAAAGCUUUAGCCAGAGACCAGGCAAAUGAGGGCGGUGAUUCUGCUGAGCAAGGUGAACCUGAUUCCUCCACUCUCAGCUUAGCAGAGAAGUUGGCAUUGUUUAACAAAUUGUCGCAGCCAGUCUCAAAAGCCAUCUCUACCCGGAACAGAAUAGACAUAAGACAGAGGAGAAUGAACGCUCGCUAUCAGACUCAGCCCGUCACUCUCGGAGAGGUGGAGCAGGUGCAGAGUGGGAAGUUCAUUCCUUUCUCACCUACUGUGAACAAAUCAGUGUCUACCAUGGCACCCACAGUCACACCCAUGUACGCAGGGGAUCUCCGGACAAAGUCGUCUGUGGAGGACCACACCAGUGCCACUGAUUAUAAGUUUCCAUCUUCCCUGGAAAAUGCAGACACUCCUGUCAGAAGCAUUCUGAAAUCUCAAACCUGGCAGCCUUCAGGAGAGGGGUCUGGGAGCAAAGGCACAUCAAAAGAGGUUGGAGAAUCGGAAAGACAGAGAAUGUGGACAGGUGGAGAUGGGGGUGUUAGGAAGUCUGGGUCCUUUGAGGAAGCAGAGGCAUCUCACCUCAUCCUCAACAGAGCCCGGGAAGCAGAGAGUCAGAAAGAACCCAGAUAUGCUGGGCCCCGAAAAGAAAGCCAGGAACUGGCUCAUCCUCCCUUUGCUCAUGUUGGUGAUGAACCGAAGGAAUUUUCCACUGCUAAAAUCACUUCCCAGGGGAACGCAGAUGUGAAGGACAAGCAGCCCUUUGAGGAGAAGGUGAACACAGAGAAUGUUGCACAGAGAAGGUUUUCGCUGAGAGCAACAGAGUUUGGGGAGCCUCUGUGUGAGCAGACGGGCCCAGCUGCCGGGAAAAACGUAGCUCAGCCCGCAACCCCGGGAUCUUGGAAGCAGCCGGAUCCUGCAGAAGCAGCCCAGGAGAAGCUCUACAAGAAUCCAAAUGCUGUGUUUGCCUCUGGAGAGAUUAAAGUGCCAAUGAUGGAGGACAGCUUCGACUCACCCAGCAAAACCAUGUCCAUUAAAGAAAGGUUAGCACUAUUGAAGAAAAGCGGAGAGGAAGAUUGGAAAAACAGAUUAAGCAGAAAGCAGGAAUUUGGCAAAGGAUCUGUCACUAGCAGCCUGAACAUACAAGAAAUGGAUCAGUCACUCAAGAAGAAGCGGGUGAGUGACAGCCGAGAGAGCCAGAUGACUAUUGAAGAGAGAAAGCACCUCAUCACCGUGAGAGAAGAAGCCUGGAAAACAAAAGGCAAAGGAGCAGCCAACGACUCCACGCAGUUCACCGUGGCUGGCAGGAUGGUGAAGAAAGGCUUGGCAUCCCCCACGGCCAUAACUCCUGUCUCAUCCCCACUUUGCAACAAAACCAGGGGCACCACGCCAGUUUCCAAACCCCUGGAAGACAUUGAGGCCAGACCAGACAUGCAGUUAGAGUCAGAUCUGAAGUUGGACAGGCUGGAAACUUUCCUGAGAAGGUUGAAUAACAAAGUGGCAGGGAUGCAAGAAACAAUCCUCACGGUCACCGGUAAAUCUGUUAAGGAGGUGAUGAAACUAGACGACGAUGAAACCUUUGCCAAAUUUUACCGCAGCGUGGAUUGUGCAGGGUUACGAAGUUCAGUGUCACUCGAUGAGGAUUUCGACGUCAUUCUCGACUCCUGUGCACCCAAGCUGACCUCUUCCGUGGCAGAACACAAGCGAGCAGUUAGGCCCAAACGCCGGGUUCAGUCUUCCAGAAACCCCUUGAAAAUGCUGGCAGCGAGAGAAGAUCUGCUUCAGGAAUAUACUGAGCAGAGGUUAAAUGUGGCCUUCAUGGAGUCAAAGAGGAUGAAAGUCGAAAAGAUGUCUUCCAACUCCAACUUCUCCGAAGUGACUCUGGCCGGCCUAGCCAGUAAGGAAAACUUCAGCAACGUUAGUCUGCGCAGCGUCAACCUGACGGAGCAGAAUUCAAACAACAGCGCAGUGCCCUACAAGAAGCUGAUGCUGCUACAGAUUAAAGGAAGAAGACACGUGCAGACGAGACUGGUGGAACCUCGCGCCUCAUCGCUGAACAGCGGGGACUGCUUCCUUCUGCUGUCCCCCCACUUCUGCUUCCUGUGGGUCGGAGAGUUUGCGAAUGUCAUAGAAAAGGCAAAGGCCUCAGAACUUGCCACUUUAAUUCAGACCAAGAGAGAGCUUGGUUGUAGAGCAACUUAUAUCCAAACUAUUGAAGAAGGAAUUAAUACUCACACUCAUGCAGCCAAAGACUUCUGGAAACUUCUGGGUGGCCAAGCCAGUUACCAAUCUGCUGGAGACCCCAAAGAGGAUGAACUAUACGAGACAGCCAUAAUAGAGACAAACUGCAUUUACCGCCUGCUGGAUGACAAGCUGGUUCCUGAUGAUGACUUCUGGGGGAAAAUCCCAAAAUGCUCCCUUCUGCAGUCCAAAGAGGUGUUGGUGUUUGAUUUUGGCAGUGAGGUUUACGUCUGGCAUGGAAAAGAAGUCACCUUAGCACAACGGAAAGUAGCUUUUCAGCUAGCCAAGCACCUGUGGAAUGGAACCUUUGACUAUGAGAACUGUGACAUCAACCCACUGGACCCGGGGGAAUGCAAUCCGCUGAUUCCCAGAAAAGGACAGGGGCGGCCAGACUGGGCCAUAUUUGGGAGGCUUACAGAACACAACGAGACGAUUUUGUUCAAAGAGAAGUUUCUUGAUUGGACCGAGCUGAAGAAACCCAAUGAGAAGAAUGUUGGGGAACUUGUCCAACAGAAGGAGGAGUCCAGGGCCGAUGUGAAGCCAUACGAUGUGAUGCAGAUGGUCCCCGUGUCCCAGACCAUGGCCAGCACCGUGCUGGACGGGGUGAACGUGGGCCGGGGCUACGGCCUGGUGGAGGGGGAGGACCGCAGGCAGUUUGAGAUUGCCAUCGCCUCUGUGGACGUCUGGCACAUCCUGGAGUUUGACUACAGCAGACUCCCCAAACAGAGCAUCGGGCAGUUCCAUGAGGGCGACGCGUAUGUGGUCAAGUGGAAGUUCACGGUGAGCACCGCAGUGGGAAGUCGGCAAAAGGGGGAGCACGCCAUCAGGGUAGCCGGCAAAGAGAAGUGCGUCUACUUCUUCUGGCAAGGCCGGCACUCGACUGUGAGUGAGAAGGGCACCUCGGCCCUGAUGACGGUGGAGCUGGAUGAAGAAAGGGGCGCCCAGGUCCAGGUUCUCCAGGGCAAGGAGCCCCCCUGUUUCCUGCAGUGUUUCCAGGGGGGCAUGGUGGUGCACUCCGGGAGACGGGAAGAAGAGGAAGAAAAUGCACAGAGCGAGUGGAGGCUGUACUGCGUGCGGGGAGAAGUGCCCAUGGAAGGAAACUUGCUGGAAGUGGCCUGUCACUGCAGCAGCCUGAGGUCCAGGACGUCCAUGGUGGUCCUCAACAUUAACAAGGCGCUCAUUUACCUGUGGCACGGAUGCAAAGCCCAGGCCCACACGAAGGAGGUUGGAAGGACCGCGGCUAAUAGAAUCAAAGAACAGUGUCCUCUGGAGGCUGGCCUGCACAGCAGCAGCAAAGUGACCAUUCACGAGUGCGACGAAGGAGCCGAGCCCCUGGGAUUCUGGGACGCCUUGGGAAGGAGAGACAGGAAAGCCUACGACUGCAUGCUUCAAGAUCCUGGAAAUUUCAACUUCACGCCCCGCCUGUUCAUCCUCAGCAGUUCCUCUGGAGAUUUCUCAGCCACAGAGUUCAUGUACCCGGCCCGAGAGCCCACUGUGGUCAAUUCUAUGCCUUUCCUGCAGGAAGAUCUAUAUAGCGCCCCACAGCCAGCGCUCUUCCUGGUGGACAAUCACCACGAGGUGUACCUCUGGCAAGGCUGGUGGCCCAUCGAGAACAAGAUCACGGGCUCUGCCCGCAUCCGCUGGGCGUCGGACAGGAAGAGCGCCAUGGAGACGGUGCUGCAGUACUGCCGAGGGAAAGGUACCAAGAAGCCACCCCCCAAGGCUUACCUGAUCCAUGCUGGCCUGGAACCCCUGACCUUCACCAACAUGUUUCCCAGCUGGGAGUACCGAGAGGACAUCGCGGAAAUCACAGAAAUGGAUACAGAAGUUUCCAACCAGAUCACCCUGGUGGAGGACGUCCUAGCCAAGCUCUGUAAAACCAUUUACCCACUGGCUGACCUGCUGGCCCGGCCCCUGCCCGAGGGCGUGGACCCACUCAAGCUGGAGAUCUAUCUCACGGACGAGGACUUCGAGUUUGCACUAGAGAUGACAAGGGAGGAAUACAGCGCCCUGCCCUCCUGGAAGCAGGUGAACCUGAAGAAAGCCAAAGGUCUGUUCUGAGCAUCCCACGCUGCUGGAACCUCGCCUGUCAAUUUCCAGACCACUGGGCCAGGAAAGUGGGUUUUUUUUUUUGGACUGGUACAUAUAUAUAUAUAUAUAUAUUAAAUAAAUAACUUCUUUAAUCAGAGUUUUCAAAAUUUGAAGUUCUUAGCCCUACUGCUUGUCCUAGAGUUGUGUAUUUUGUAAAUGUUGGCAAGAACUCUUUGGAAACUCUCUUUCCACCAUCCAGCAGGUAAUGUGAAUGGAUAUCCUUCUGUGCACUUAAGCAGCUGUUCCUUGCAGCGAAGAUCCCACUGCCCUCCGGAUCCAGCUAAGCCACGCCUAUUUUUUUUAAGCAGUUCUCUUUAUAAAGUGUUAUUUUGAUAGUUUGUGGAUUCUAAAAUAUAUAUAUUUAUAUAAACACCAUAUAAAUCAAAUAUGUAUUUAACAAAUGCAAAAUAUGUAUUCAUUCACUUUUAAGAGGUUUUUUUUUUUUGGUGUCAAAUACUAUUAAAAGGUAGACAGAGUUGUUUCUGGGGAAUUUGCACUGCCCCAAGUUGUAGCCUCACACACGCAAUGAAGUGUCGCCUGCCAUGUGAGGUCGCGCCCUUGGCCUCUGAACUGCUUCCGGUGCUACAACCUAUAGAGAAUGUCCACUUCUUGGCACGGGCUCUGAGGACUCUGCGACCCCCACCUUCAUAUCUCCCCCAAAUGUAUAGUGCCUUGUUUUUAUGUACAGUUUAUAUACAGAACAAUUUGCUCUGCAAUUUUUUGAUGAUGGUUUGGAACCUUAUCUAUAAUUUUACUCCGAAAUAGUCGAACUAAAAAACAUCUCAAUUUCUGAUACUUGUUGUAAACAUUAAACCUGUCCUUUUGCCAUAUAGGACUCCAAAAUAAAAGCUUCCAAAUAAACACAAUUUAUUGAUUGGUC